GCAAGGAGUCAGAAUACUUUCCCAUAAAGACCACUGUAUGGGUUUUCUGUUUAUGGAUUUGAGUGAAUGAGGAAGGAUUGGUGGUGGAUGAAGAAGCAAUUUUGUUGAUAUUUUUGUUUCAGAAAAGGGGCGGAGUGGCUCCUGGUUCUCAGUUCAUUGUAUGUAUUCCGAAGCAUCGCUUAUGACGCUUCAAAACAACUCAGGCUAGCAUUGUACUUUGUAAAAAUAAACAAGAACCAAUGUGGAAGCAGCUGGAGAUGGGGUUUAAGGCGUUUGUAGCUUUUGCGGCAAGAUUAUGGGGGAUUAUUUGCUAUGUAUUCAGAAAACAGGGUCGAGCGAUCAUGCAACACCAGGCUGUCCGUUACGAAAUCUGCCCACUGUCACCAUUAUCAAGACACAGGAUCAGUCUGGUGCAGCGUAAGACGCUGGUGCUGGACCUGGACGAGACGCUGAUCCACUCGUUCCACGACGGCGUGCUGCGCCAGACCGUGAAGCCGGGCACGCCGGCCGACUUUAUAUUUCGGGUGACCAUCGACCGGCACCCUGUGCGCUUCUUCGUCCACAAGCGGCCGCACGUGGACUUCUUCCUCGAGGUGACGUCGCAGUGGUACGACCUGGUGGUGUUCACUGCCAGUAUGGAGAUCUACGGCGCCGCCGUGGUCGAGCGACUGGACAACGGCCGCGGGAUUCUGCCGCGGCGCUACUACCGACAGCACUGCACUCUAGAGUACGGCAGCUACACCAAGGACCUGUCGGCCAUCUCGCCAGACAUAUCGGGCGUGUUCAUCCUGGACAACUCGCCGGGCGCCUACCGCGCCUACCCAGAUAACGCGAUUCCGAUCAAGUCGUGGUUCAGUGACCCGACCGACACGUGUCUGCUGAGCCUGCUGCCCGUGCUGGACGCGCUGCGGUUCUGCGCCGACGUGCGCAGCGUGCUGUCACGAAACAUGCAUCUAAACAGGACCUGGUAGUCAGGCGCCCGGUCCGCCAUCAGUUAUCGUCUGUAGAUAUCAAAUCUGAUAUUCUCCCUCUCAUUGUUGGGCGGUACCUCGCCGGGCGACGGUCGGCGCGGCGUGCUCCGCUGUCUGUCACCCACGCGGGACCCCGGCGAGUCCGGACUGAGGCCGGAGGGUCCGGACUGCGCCCGGAGGGACGGCGCGGUGCUCCAUGACGGCAGUCCGGUCCGGUCCGGUCCGGUCCGGUACCGGACGGUCCGCGGUGGUCCGGGGGCGGCGGCACCCGCCCCAACCACCCAGCUCAGCCCCCGGCCACCCCCGUACCUGAUUCGGUUAGACCCGGCGGGGCCGCCGCCGCCGGACCGACGCGCGCGCGAGCGAGCGCUCCGUUUUACCGUCUGACGAAGGACGUGUUUGUUUCGACGUAUUUUUGUGAGCUGGUUGUUGCGGGCGGGUGUGACGCCCGGUGAGAUGGACCGUGUCGGCGCCGGGUGGCCCUCGGCUGGCUGUGGCCGGCCGGUGAGAGCGAUGUGAAAGAUGUGAGAGGGGACGCUGCACGGUGCCCCGCCGUGAUGUGACGACUGUGAGAGUCAGGUGUGACGCGAUGUGAGUCGGGUGAGAUGUGAUGUGAGAUCAGAGGUCGCUCGAUGUGCUGCGUCUCCACUGCCGACUGCGGCACGCCUGUGUGAGAGAGCGCGGUCGCGGCAGCGGCGGCGAUUGUGUGAUACCCGGCCGGGCGUGCAGAGCCACCUGUCGGCCGGUGCUGUAACUGUGAGUGCCGCCGCUCGCCGCACAGGGUACGGGCGCGCCACCUCUGCCGUCGGCCCGGGAUCUCGGAGCCGUCUCAUAAUACUGCUCCGGGCCGGCGCGUGGAGUGAGCGUGCGGCUCCGGCUGCCGAGGAGCCCAGAGAGUGUGCGGUGGCCGGGAGCCGGCGCCGCCCAGUAUUAGCUCGGCGGCGGGCGCAGGCUGCCGCUGUCCACCGCCCACCGACUCUAGCCGAGUACAACUGGUACGGUGCACCGUGUGUUCGCAAUGGCCGUAUAUUCUGGUAGUGCGCCGCCGCGGUGCAAUUAUGAGAUAGAUGGCAAAUACAUAAUGGCAUCGCGACUGCUU
Molecule: messenger RNA, 2070 nt
Organism: Amphibalanus amphitrite
Lineage: Eukaryota; Metazoa; Arthropoda; Thecostraca; Balanomorpha; Balanidae
Product: CTD nuclear envelope phosphatase 1-like
Exons: 6
Coding region: 240-971 (243 amino acids)
Molecular function (GO): protein serine/threonine phosphatase activity
Source: RefSeq, a predicted model, not a curated record